UCUCUCUCUCUCUCUACUCUCUGUUUCUCAAGAUGGUGAUAGAUUCUGUUUUGGAGUUCGUCAACAAAACAGCAUCAAAUUCUUCAUUCAUGUUCCUCUUCUGUAACUUCAUCAUCAUCUUAAUCCUCUUGGGAAACUCUAAACCGGGUUCCCAAGACAAACCAAAUACCGGUUCGUUGAAACCCAUGUUGACAUCUGACUCGGUUCUCAUCUCCAAAUCCGGUUUUGAGAAAUCCAUGUUGAUAUCUGAGACGGUUCUCUCUUCCAAACCCGGUUUUGAGAAAUCCGUGUUGAUCACUGAGCCUAGUCUUACCUCAAAGCCCUGUUUACAAGAACCUGUGUUGAUAUCUAAAUCGUUUAUCCCCUCCAAACCGCCCGGUUCUGAACGAUCGUUGACGUCCAAACUCGGUUUGCAGAUAAUGUCUUCUAGGUUGAAAUCCGGUUCAGAUUUUUCAGAGAAGGACGAGAAAGGGAGAAUGAAGAAAACAGAGAGCUUGGAGGUAGAGAAUGAGAGCGAAGUCGAGUGUGUGCUUCGAAGACGAGUUGAAGAAUUCAUUCGUAAAGUUAAUACACAAUGGAAAUCAGAGAACACUAAGAGUAAUUAUCUCUUACACUAAUCAGAUUUUUGUUUGUAAUUAUGAAAAAAUGUCCCUUGAAAAACUACGAAUAAGAAACACAAGUUAAUAUUAGUGUGACUACGUGAAAACAUAGUUGUAAUUCUCUUCUCUUUAAUCAAAUUAACUAAA
Molecule: messenger RNA, 746 nt
Organism: Eutrema salsugineum
Lineage: Eukaryota; Viridiplantae; Streptophyta; Magnoliopsida; Brassicales; Brassicaceae
Exons: 1
Coding region: 33-617 (194 amino acids)
Source: RefSeq, a predicted model, not a curated record